This is a messenger RNA of Punica granatum (pomegranate), 2983 nucleotides long. NCBI's taxonomy places the organism in Eukaryota, Viridiplantae, Streptophyta, Magnoliopsida, Myrtales, Lythraceae. The record is from RefSeq and is a predicted model, not a curated record.
AAAAAAAACAUAAAAAAUAAAAAAACAACCUUUUGACAGUUAAACCAUCAGAAAAACGCACCCUCUGCUCACCGGCGACAACUUCCUCCGGCCCAAGCACACCGUGUUCUGGCAUUGCAUUGUGAGUUGUUCUACUCUCGGAUCCGCAGAGGUUUUUGGGGAUGGGCGACGGAGGAUGCUGCCAGACGAUGGAUCUGCUGCGGUCCGAGCCGAUGCAGUUGGCACAGCUCAUCAUCCCGAUCGAGUCGGCUCACUGCGCCGUCUCCUACCUCGGCGACCUUGGUCUCUUCCAAUUCAAAGAUCUUAAUGCAGACAAAAGCCCAUUCCAGCGGACGUAUGCCGCACAGAUGAAAAGGUGCGGAGAAAUGGCUCGCAAGUUACGGUUCUUUAGAGAACAAAUGAAAAAGGAAGGAUUAUUACCCUCCACAAAAUCUUAUAGGAGCAAUGAUUUAGAUAUGGAUAUGUUGGAGGCAAAACUUGGGGAGCUUGAGACAGAGCUGAUUGAGAUCAACGCAAACAGUGAAAAGCUACAAAGUACUUACGCUGAGCUCUUAGAAUACAAGAUUGUGCUGCAAAAGGCUGGUGAAUUCUUUCCUUUAGCUCAAAGAAGUGCUACAGCUCAACAAAGAGAAUUUGAAGCACAGCAUAUGGGUGAUGGAUCCAUUGACAGUCCUUUACUAUUGGAGCAAGAAAUGAUAACAGAUCCAUCAAAGCAAGUCAAGUUGGGUUCUUUCACUGGCCUGGUGCCAAGAGAGAAAUCUAUUGCUUUUGAGAGGAUUUUGUUUCGUGCAACCAGGGGUAAUGUGUUUUUGAAGCAAGCCGUGAUUGAAGAUCCAGUUAUAGAUCCUAUCUCUGGAGAGAAGGUUGAUAAAAAUGUGUUUGUUAUCUUCUACUCUGGUGAGCGAACAAAGAAUAAAAUUCUAAAAAUUUGUGAAGCAUUUAGAGCAAAUAGGUAUCCUGUUGCUGAUGACAUGGCCAGGCAAUAUCAGAUGAUAAGAGAGGUGUCAGAAAAACUUUCAGAGUUGAAGACCACUAUAGAUGUGGGACUGUUGCACCGGGCAAAUAUGUUGCAGACAAUCGGAAGCCAAUUUGAGCUCUGGAACAUUAUGGUGAAGAAAGAAAAAUACAUCUACCAUGUGUUGAAUAUGCUCAGCUUUGAUGUGACAAAGAAGUGUCUAGUGGCAGAAGGUUGGUGUCCGGUUUUUGCCACUAGUCAGAUCCAAAAAGUGCUGCAGCGGGCAACUCUUGACUGCAAUUCACAAGUUGGAGCAAUUUUCCAUGUUUUGCACACAGAGGAAUUUCCUCCUACGUAUUUCCGCACAAACAAAUUUACCAAUGCUUUUCAAGAAAUUGUGGAUGCAUACGGAGUGGCGAAGUAUCAAGAAGCAAAUCCUGGGGUUUACACGAUUAUUACAUUUCCUUUUCUUUUUGCUGUGAUGUUUGGUGACUGGGGCCACGGAAUAUGCUUGUUAUUGGCAACAUUAUAUUUCGUGAUGCAGGAAAAGAAGUUCUCCGGACAGAAGCUUGGGGACAUCACAGAGAUGAUUUUUGGUGGGCGUUAUAUCAUCAUGAUGAUGGCAGUGUUCUCAAUUUAUACAGGCUUCAUAUAUAACGAAUUCUUUUCUGUUCCAUUUGAACUAUUUGGGCCUUCUGCCUACCAAUGUAAACAGCUUUCCUGCAGGGAUGCAACUACAUCGGGUUUGGUUAAGGUUGGCCCCACUUAUCCGUUUGGAGUAGAUCCUAAGUGGCACGGCACUCGUACUGAGCUUCCAUUUCUCAAUUCACUGAAAAUGAAAAUGUCCAUCUUACUGGGAGUAGCCCAGAUGAAUCUCGGGAUUGUGCUGAGCUACUACAAUGCAAAAUUCUUCAAAAAUGAUUUGAAUAUCUGGUACCAAUUUGUCCCACAGAUGAUAUUCUUGAACAGCCUGUUUGGCUACCUCUCGCUCCUUAUAAUCAUCAAAUGGUGCACAGGGUCACAAGCUGAUUUAUAUCAUGUAAUGAUAUAUAUGUUCCUGAGUCCUACUGAUGACCUCAGGGAGAAUCAGCUGUUCGUGGGCCAGAAAUUCCUGCAGAUUAUAUUGCUUUUGUUGGCUAUUGCUGCAGUACCCUGGAUGCUAUUCCCAAAGCCUUUUCUAUUGAAGAAGCAACAUGAGGAAAGGCAUCAAGGUCGAUCCUAUGCACUGCUACAUAAUAUUGACGACCCUCUUGAAACAGACCUUCACGAGGAUUCUCAUGACCAUAAGGAGUUUGAGUUUGGCGAGGUCAUCGUGCACCAACUUAUUCAUACUAUAGAAUUUGUUCUUGGUGCUGUCUCAAAUACAGCCUCAUAUCUACGGCUGUGGGCCCUCAGCCUGGCCCAUUCCGAGUUGUCGAGUGUGUUUUACGAUAAAGUCUUACUUCUUGCCUGGGGGUUUAACAGUAUCAUCGUACUUAUCGUCGGCAUCAUCAUAUUUGUUUGUGCAACUGUUGGUGUGCUCCUUGUAAUGGAGACCUUGAGUGCUUUCCUACAUGCUCUGCGACUCCACUGGGUUGAGUUCCAGAAUAAAUUCUAUGAAGGAGACGGAUAUAAGUUCUUUCCCUUCUCAUUCACAUCCAUUCAGGACGACGAAGAAUGAUAGAAUCAGCCUACACUCAGUAAUUAUAUGUGUAUAUGUAUAUCAAUACAUUCAUUUCAGCAUUGUUAGGUAUUCCAGGGAAGCUCAUGAAAUCCAGUCCUCCAAGAAGAGCAGCUUUAGGUGAUUGUUUUGCCCCCGACAGAGUCAUUUAGUCAUCCCUUUCCCACUUAUUCUUUUGGCAUGUGAUUCAUCGAAUGUACAAUUCAUGGGGCCAUAGAGAAAUCUGUGAUUGUUUAAUUUUGAUGCAGAAGUUUACGCUUAGGAGUUUGUAGUUGAUUGUGGAUUUGGAACAAUAUAUCACGACUGAUGUAGUCGGAGAUGUUUAAGUGCCGACAAAUUCAAUAAAGAUUUGUUUCUUUCUUCAGAUA